Messenger RNA from Naegleria gruberi, 1050 nucleotides. RefSeq lists its product as uncharacterized. Gene Ontology annotation, molecular function: RNA binding; RNA helicase activity. The transcript has a single exon. Bases 1 to 1050 code for a protein of 349 amino acids. The record is from RefSeq and is a predicted model, not a curated record. NCBI's taxonomy places the organism in Eukaryota, Heterolobosea, Eutetramitea, Acrasida, Naegleriidae.
AUGGGAUUUGAAAAACCAUCCUAUGUGCAUAGGCAGUGUAUUUUUCCAAUGAUUCGUUCUCAUGAGAGUCAAGAUUAUUUAUUCGAAAAUUGUGGUGAAGGAACAGAUCGGAUUGUUUCGUAUGUGAUUGGAAUUAUUGAAAGAAGAUAUCGAAUGAGGAAUGAAAAGAAUGGAACGACCAUUGUGAUUGGAAAUGGAUGGCAAUGGGCAUAUACUGUUAGAUAUUUGUUAAAAUCUUUAGGAGGAGAUGAUUUGAAAGUUUGUUUGUGUUUGGAAGGAUUCAGGGCAAGUACUUUUCAAGGAAAUGAGGAUGUGAUUGUUGGAAUUUGUAACAAUGUGAACAAUCUUGUCAAUUCUGGGUCUCUAAAAGCAAAGGAUGUAAAUUUAUUGAUUAUUGAUCAAGCUAAUCAUUUGAUUUUUGAUUUAGAUUGUGGUUUACAUAUACUGAUGUGGAAUUUUAAUUGUAAAGUUUGUUGGUUUUGUCUAACUGAUUGUCUGAAGGAAAAUCCUCUGAGAGAUCCCAUCAAGAUUCAAAUAUUGAAAGAUGGAACAGAUUAUCCUGAUCUGAGAGCUUCUUACUCUAAGAAUUUUUACAUUGAUGUAGAAAUUGAAGACUACAAAUACGAAACUAUCAGUGAUUUAUUCGAUAUUUUGGAUGGUCUUCGAGCAGUAGUGUACUGUGAAUCAGAUGAGAAAGCUAAGGCAAUUUGUGAAAAAUUGCAAGAUCGGUUUCUUGUAGCAUGUUUACACAGAGGCCUUGGAGAAACACAAAUUGAGGAAAUUAGACAAGAUUUUAAUUGGGCAAAGGUUAGAUUUUUAUUUACAACAGAUCAUUUCUCUAAACUUGAAUAUCAUCCAGUCUUGGUGAUAAACUAUGAUUUACCAUGGCAAAAUGAAAAGUAUGCACUUCGACAAAUCACAUCAAGGUUUAGAAAUACAGCAACUAUCAGCUUGAUACGACACGAAGACGUUAUUAAGAUUAGAGAAAUUGAGAAAUUUUAUUUCAUUGAAAUUCAAGAAUGUCCGUAUGCCAUUCUCGAUUACCUUUGA